Carassius gibelio (silver crucian carp) is the source of this 6258-nucleotide messenger RNA. RefSeq lists its product as uncharacterized. Bases 104 to 2782 code for a protein of 892 amino acids. The record is from RefSeq and is a predicted model, not a curated record. Gene Ontology annotation, cellular component: nucleus. Gene Ontology annotation, biological process: regulation of transcription by RNA polymerase II. Gene Ontology annotation, molecular function: RNA polymerase II transcription regulatory region sequence-specific DNA binding; DNA-binding transcription factor activity, RNA polymerase II-specific. NCBI's taxonomy places the organism in Eukaryota, Metazoa, Chordata, Actinopteri, Cypriniformes, Cyprinidae. The transcript has 4 exons.
CGGAAGUAUACCGCCCUCCUCUGGAUGCGUCACUGUGAUUCUCGUUGACUGUGUCAAAGGGAUCGCAUCUUCUCCAUAAAAGUAACUUCAUUCGAAUCGGACCAUGUCCGAUGCGAGCGCGGACGAUUAUGACGGGUUUCAGACCCAGUUCACGAACAUAAUGGAAACAAUCUUACAGACUGCUGUCAGGGAAGCGACAAAACUUUAUGAUGGCACUUUGCAGCGCUUGAAAGCGGAAUUGGUGCAGCUGAGACAAGAGAAUGUCAACACGAAGACAGGUGAUUCAUCCGGCCAGAACACAAAGAGAUUAUCUGAAGCUGGGAGUCAGAGGACUGGAAAUGGAUCUAAACAUCGUGAUAUUGGCGUGCAGUGCGAAAAGCCUACACUGGUGGACCGGGGAUGCAGCCCCCUUCAGUUUAUAGGACAACGUGUUAAUGUGGGAGACAUUACAAGCGAUAAACUCACAGAUCUAUGUGCCAGUGAGGACGGGAACAGACAGCUUGCGUUGCUCCUCGUCAAACAAGAGCCUCAAGAGACUGAAUGCAACAGCUAUGCACCAGGAUACUUUUUACUAAAGCAAGAGGGUGCUGAACCAAUCCUGGUGCGCAGAGAGCCAAAUAAGGAUACCAUGGAAAGGGUUGUGAUACCGCCAGCAUUGCAAACAAUAACUAGGCACCAUAGCAACCAAGGAGGGAAGUCACCAUGUCCAGUGACUACCUCCUCUUGUAGUCGCAGAGUGGAUUCCUGUGGUCAAAAACCCAAUCAGACUACACAACCCAUCCAAAGUACAGCUAAAAGAACACUGGAAAACACUGAAGGCUUGUCUUCCCAAAGCAAAAGACAGAAUCUAAGUGCACCAGCACAGACAUCCACUUCUUCAGUACUUCCCAAUUCGACCCAAACUCCUGUUUCCACUGUUAACCUGUCUGUGCCAAUGAUUGAGCUGUCUGGCACUCCAACAAUAUCUCAAACGAAACCAACAGCUUCAUUAGUUUACCGUCGACCAAACCCAAACCCUCAAACAUCAAACCAGACAGUAGUCCCUCAGAAAGAGGGGUCAAAUAUCUGUCAAAACACCUACCUAAAUCCUUUUCCCCCAAGCCAAGUCUUAGUAACAGCGCCUCAUUCACCAAAACAGCGAGUUCAGGCAUUGGUUUCACAUACUGAGAAAACUCUUUCAAACAUUGCCUCACUAAACCAGGCCACUGAACCACUAACCCAGUGUUCAUCUCAACUUACACAACCACCAUUCUUUCCACCACAAUCCAUCAAAACACCAGCCCAAGAGAUGACUCCACAAGUACAAACUGUCAUGCCAUCAGGACACGUUCCUGUCGCAGCAGAUCCAAAUCCAGUUCCACCAGUCCAGGAUCGGAUUCUCCCAGCCGGUCUUGUUCCUCCUCAAUCUCAAGUUUUUACAUUGCCACAGAUAAUGCCAGCACAUUCUGUGACUUCAAGUCCAUCAUUCCAGUUCCCUUUGGUUCUGCCACCCAAUCCAGUUCAGGGGACGCCACCUUCUUAUCUGCCAAUGCAUGUUCCAUUUACUUCUUCGCACAUUCCAGUUAAUGGAGUUCAGGGAUCCGUGUCCUUAAACCCACCUCAACCUCCACUUACGCAAUCUCAAUAUCCACCACAAUCUGAUCAGUUUUCCUCUUCUCCAGACCAUUUUUUUCCUCCACCGGAUGAUACGCCGAGUUUGCUGGAAUCUCUUGAUACUUUGCAUUUGCACUCACCCAUUGUGAUAACGCCACAAGAUGCCCUGGAGCAGGCACCCAUGCACCAUUUUCAUCCAUCUGGGCAGUUUGCUCCUCUGCUAACACUGAAGGAGCAACAAGCUGCCACUUCAGCUAACGUUCUUUUAGGGCGAGUACCCAUUCCGUCCUUAGAUACCUCUGCGUCUCCGGUUGACAACAUCGAAGCAGACCUACCAUUUUCCCCAUGUUGCACAGAGAGAAAUGACAAAGACCUCUCGGAAGAUGAUGACACCCCUACACUCCAGUCUAGACUGAGAAAACAGAGAAAGUUUUGCUUCAGAUCCAGACAAAUAGAUCCUGCAGAUGAGGACAGCACACUUAUGGUCAAGGAUAAAAGGGUGGAUCAGGUACAGAAUGAAUUGAUUAGUGAAACACCACAUUCUGGCUCAAAUAAUGGAAAUCAACUAUUACCAAAACCUUCAGGCAAAACACUGCAGAGAAAUACGAAGUGUCCCCAGUGUGGAAGGGUCCUCAGCAAUGCGUCUGCCUUGGAGAACCACAUGAGACUUCAUACAGGCGAAAGACCUUAUACCUGCUCCCAGUGUGGAAAAGCGUUUCCUAGUGUACGAGGUCUUAACCGGCACAUGAAGGUCCAUGCAGAGGAGAAACGGUAUCAGUGUGAUGAGUGUGGAAAGAGUUUUGUAUACCACUUUACCCUUACCAAACAUCAGCUCAUUCACUCUGGAGAAAGGCCAUUUCCUUGUAAAGUUUGUGGAAAGAGGUUUUUGGCCAAGGCAGACCGGGCUACACAUAUGCGAAUGCACACUGGAGAGAAGCCAUUCUCAUGCACUCUAUGUGGGAAAAAGUUUAAACAUAGAGUCGCUCUGAAUAUGCAUAUGCAGGGGCACAGAGGAGAGAAACGCUACAUCUGCCCCCACUGUGAAAAGGGAUUUGUGGAUCUAGGCAAUUUUAAAAGACACAAGCUCAUCCACACAGGGGAAAGACCGUUUGAGUGCAAGGAAUGUGGGAAACGCUUUACUCAAUCAGCCCAUCUCAAGAAACAUGUCAACACACAACAUGCUACAUGAAAAAAAUAAUUUGGAUUGUUCAGUAUUAAGCAUUCAGUGGAUCCCCUUGAUUGACUGACAAAAUAUAUAACAGUAUUAGGCCUGAUUGUAAAGUAAAGGGAUAGUUCACCCAAAAAUUAAAAUUACCCUUUCAUUUACUCACCCUCAAGCCAUCCUAGGUGUAUAUGACUUUCUUCUUUCAGACAAAUUCAGUCAGAGUUAUAUAAAAAAAAAAAAAAAAUUGUUUUUCCGAGCUUUAUAAUGGCAGUGAAUGUGGAUUGAGAAUUUGAAUCUAAAUAAAGUGCAUCCAUCCAUCAUAAAAAGCACUCCAGUCCUCUUGGCUCCGGGGGGUUCACGAGAGAGUGGCAUUCCAGCGGAUUACGUAGGUGUAGCGUAAGCUCCGGUGAGAAGUGACUAAAUUGAAUUCAUUUCUAGAUCUACACGGUAUACACAAAGUGUUUCAGUCUGGUUUUAGAUCUUUAUAUAGGACAGAGACUGCACUGUUGAAGGUUUUUAAUGACUUAUUACUUGCUACUGACUCACGGGACUGUGCAAUUUUAAUUCUAGUAGACCUUACGGCUGCAUUUGAUACUGUUGACCACAAGACCUUGAUUUUGUUGGGAUGGUUUAGAUUCUAUUUGUCCGAAGGAACUUUUUCAGUUAACUUUGUCUCCUCAACUGUUUCUUUCACGUGUGGAGUCCCCAAGGGAUCCAUUUUGGGGCCUAUUCUGUUCUCCCUGUAUAUGCUUCCCUUAAGAAAUAUUUUAGAAAGUUUGAUAUUACUUUUGAUUGUUAUGCAGACGAUACGUAAAUGUACCUACCUUUGAAACUUAAGGAUACUUCUUCUUUAGAGCCCCAUUGCAGUUUCUUGAGGAAAUUAAGGCCUGUAUGGCACUAAAUUUUCUUCAUUUUAAUACUGAAGUUAUACGGUUUAUGCCGGGAGGUACUUGUGAGUCAUCCGAUUUGGACCUUGAUGAAUUGAAAACACUUGUGAAGCCAUAUGUAAAAAAUGUAGAGGUUAUCAGAGACUGUGAUUUUAAAUUGGACAAACAGAUUAACUUUGUAGUUAAAUCUUGUUUUUUUCCAAUUGAGACAACUCAACAAGGUGAAAUCUUUCCUGUCUUUUAAAGACUUUCAAAGAAUCAUCCAUAUGUUUAUUUCGACUCGUUUGUAUUAUUGUAAUGGCGUCUAUGAAGGUACAGUAUUAGUCAGGCCUCUCUCUUCAUACUGCAGAUGGUCCAGAAUGCAGCAGCUUGCCUGUUGACAGGUACACGUAAGUGGGAACACAUAACCCCCAUUCUCACCUCUCUUCACUGGUUAUCUGUCCAUUUUAGGAUUUAGUGUAAGAUUUUGGUAUUUGUUUUUAAAUUUCUUAAUGGUUUAGCACCUAAAUAUCUGUCUGAAUUGAUCAAGCUCUAUACUCCACUAAGAGCGCUUCAUUCUGCUGACCAUUUGCUUCUAGUUGUCCCACGGGUAAAGUUGAAGAGCAGGGGUGACUGAUUAUUUGCAGUGGAGGCCCCGAAGCUUUGAAAUAGUUUGCCCAUCUACAUUAGACAGGCUCAAACACUUUUUGUUUUUAAAUCUAGCCUAAAGCCCCUUUUCUAUAGUCUAGCAUUUGACGCAAUAUGAGAGCUGCUUCUUUUUAUUGUCUUUAUGGUAUCUUAUUAUUUUCCUUUGCAUUGUUGACUGCUGUAUCAUUGAUAUUUUUAUUACUUUUGUGUGUACAGCAUUUUGAUGAACACUUGCGGUUUUUAAAAAAGGGCUCUAUAAAUAAACUUUGAUUUGACUGUUCUAACAUCUGCUGGAACACUACUCUAUUGUAAAUUCACGGAUGAAAUUUUACGGUUUGUAAAGUUUAUUAACUGUGUAGAGUACUUUUUAUGAUGAAUGGAUGCAAUUAUUUUGUUUCCAAAUCUCAACCCCCAUUCACUGCCAUUAUAAAGCUUGGAAGAACCAGGACAUUUUUAAUAUAACUCUGAUUGUAUUUGUCUCAAAGAAUAAAUAUAUGUAUAUGUGUGUAUAUAUAUAUAUAUACAGUACAGACCAAAAGUUUGGACACAACUUCUCAUUGAAAGAGUUUUCUUUAUUUUCAUGACUAUAAAAAUUGUAGAUUCACACUGAAUGCAUCAAAACUAUGAAUUAACACAUGUGGAAUUAUAUAUGGAAUUAUAUACAUAACAAAAAAGUGUGUAACAACUGAAAAUAUGUCAUAUUCUAGGUUCUUCAAAGUAGCCACCUUUUGCUUUGAUUACUGCUUUGCACACUCUUGGCAUUCUCUUGAUGAGCUUCAAGAGGUAGUCACCUGAAAUGGUCUUCCAACAGUCUUGAAGGAGUUCCCAGAGAGAUGCUUAGCACUUGUUGGCCCUUUUGCCUUCUGUCUGCGGUCCAGCUCACCCCUAAACCAUCUCGAUUGGGUUCAGGUCUGGUGACUGUGGAGGCCAGGUCAUCUGGCGCAGCACCCCAUCACUCUCCUUCUUGGUCAAAUAGCCCUUGAUGCCUUCAGUGUGACUCUACAAUUUUCAGAGUCAUAUAUGUAUAUAUGUAUGUAUGUAUAUAUAUAUAUAUAUAUAUAUAUAUAUAUAUAUAUAUAUAUAUAUAUAUAUAUAUAUAUAUAUAUAUAUAUAUAUAUAUAUAUAUAUAUAUAUAAACUGCUUCAUUGCAUUAAUUUUGUGCGCACUCUUUUUCUCAUACCAAGCAAAGCAAAUACAAUUGCUUGCUUUUUUCACAGUGCUUUAAGUACUAUUUAAAUAUGAAGUAAUAAAAUGUGAUGACUUUUCUAUUCUUUUGUCAAUGUGAAACUUGUAUACUGCUUGUUUAUUUUUAUUUUUAUUAUUAUUAUUAUUAUGUUGUAUGUAUGUUUUUUCUAUUGUCCAUCUUACUAUAGAUAUCAGUAAAACACCUAAGGAGUCAUUAUGUAAAAUUAUAAUAAAUAAACAAAAGAGACUUUGUUUUCUUCACAAUUUAUCUUCAAAUAGUCUACUCUAUCUAUUCGUACCAGUGACAAGAAAGAAAUCAUAUGAACCACUGGGUGGCAGUGUAUGAUACCACAUAUUAAAAAAAGACUGAGACAUAUUAAAGUACAAAUUCCAGUUUAUGUAAAGUGGUUAACAUUUGGAUAGCUGGCUGAGACAGUCCAGAUUACGUUAUGGUACAAAAUCUACCACAUCAUUCAGUGCAAGAACAAAACACUAGUUAGUAAACACAUAACUUAUGUUUAUGGCAAAUAACAAUAAUCCCUUAUGUACUAUAACUGUAAUAGUCCUCAAGUGUAUAUUAGGGUUACUGAACUGUAAUUUGACCUCCAAAUCAUUUCAAAUAUUUGUACAAUUAAUUCAAAAUGAUUUUUUUAUCGAUAUUCAGAGUAUUGUGAACUUAAAUGGUUAGACAAAAUAUAAGAAAUAUUUUAUACAUUUGUGAAGAAAAAAAAUCAUUUAUUUUUUUAAUUUUUGCAACAUUAAUUUGUAUUAAAUUCAUGUUAAUAAAAAAACUAGUAAUUC